AUGCUCUACCUAGACAAACCAACUGGAUGUCCCAGUUGCUUCUCCAGCCUAGUGCUUUUGGCCACUGGAGGGGACAGAGCUUUAGAACAGGGGUCAGGAAAUAAUGGUCCAGAACAGGGCUUGCCUCCUGGCAUCAUUAUCUCUGCAAGCCCUGAGUCCCUCUAUGUCCUUGUGUGCCCGCUGUGGUCAGUGGAGCGUUUUUGCGACCUGUGUCCUGAUGAAGUAGCUGAUUUGUUUCCGGCAACACAGAGAGUGGGGAUAGCGGUGGAGAAGUAUUUCCAGGGGACCUUCCUCUCCUUCUCCAUGCAGGAUGGCCCCGAAGCUGGACAGACUGUGAAGCACGUUCAUGUCCAUGUCCUUUCCAGGAAGGCUGGAGACUUUCACAGGAAUGACAGCAUCUCUGAUGAGCUCCAGAAACAUGACAAAGAGGAGGAAGACUCCAGGACUUGGCGAUCAGAGGAGGAAAUGGCAGCAGAAGCUGCAGCUCUGCUGGUCUACUUUCAGUGA
Messenger RNA from Propithecus coquereli (Coquerel's sifaka), 507 nucleotides. RefSeq names its product fragile histidine triad (gene FHIT). The record is from RefSeq and is a predicted model, not a curated record. Gene Ontology annotation, molecular function: bis(5'-adenosyl)-triphosphatase activity; ubiquitin protein ligase binding. Gene Ontology annotation, biological process: diadenosine triphosphate catabolic process; negative regulation of proteasomal ubiquitin-dependent protein catabolic process; purine nucleotide metabolic process. NCBI's taxonomy places the organism in Eukaryota, Metazoa, Chordata, Mammalia, Primates, Indriidae. Gene Ontology annotation, cellular component: nucleus; plasma membrane; cytoplasm.